Aspergillus oryzae RIB40 is the source of this 1086-nucleotide messenger RNA. RefSeq lists its product as uncharacterized. The transcript is spliced from 2 exons. The record is from RefSeq and is a predicted model, not a curated record. Lineage: Eukaryota; Fungi; Ascomycota; Eurotiomycetes; Eurotiales; Aspergillaceae. Gene Ontology annotation, biological process: DNA-templated transcription. Gene Ontology annotation, molecular function: zinc ion binding; DNA binding. The coding region runs from base 1 to 1086 and encodes 361 amino acids.
AUGACAGAGCAGCAGACAGAGACCAUUGCUCGUGGUGAGCCACGAUCAAGUCCAUUGGACUUGUCACCAUCAAAUCAUGCAUAUGAGCCUAGCAGAGGAUUGUCGCACGAUUUACCUGUGAGGCCGCAGACAGUUUCCUGGGAUGGAGGUCCUACAAAGAUUGUCCCUUCUUUAGCUGCACCUAGUUUGUCUCCGUCGCAUGUUCAACCAAAUGGAAGUGAUGGCUACGGCUCGUACCCAACACAUAACCAGCCUUUACUCCCAGUCACCGACCCAGCCCACUUGUCAACUGGAACGAUAUCAGAACUCAACCGCAGCCCACUCAUCUUUGGUGAUAUAGAUUCUGGGACUGCCUUCCUUGAUAUGUUGUUGGGUCUCCCAGGUGGCCAAGCGACAGGGACACCAAGAGCCAACACUGAAGAAUUAGCUAUACGUUGGGCUGAGAACGCAACUUCGGAUCGAUUACCCAUUAAUCCCCCAGUUGAAACCCGACCAAGGAGUUAUCCUGCUCAUGUCCGUCAGAAUGUGAAAAAGGUUCAAAGUUUCUGGUCGACCCCGCAACGUCUUCCUGCCGAGACGCAGAUCUGGUACGACAUUAUAUCGGGGUCAUCGGACAAUAUCUUCUCAAGGCAUGACUAUGGAGCAUUCACAGAAUCUUCACGAGAGACCCAGCACGCUGGGAAUGCCGAGAUCUGCUCAAACUAUGAAAUUAGGUCACAACUUCAAAGUUUGAAACGAAGUCUGCUCAAGAGGCAAUGCCACUGUUCUAGCAGUGAUGGCCAAAUUACUGACACAUGUGAUGAACAUUACUUUUGUGAAAACUUUAAUGGCAUGUUUGAACAAGGCCUUUAUCUUUAUCUAGAUAAAUAUCAACCUACCUAUCCCAUAUUGCAUGUACCUACGUUCAACCCGCAGACUGUCCACACCCUUCUGCUGUUUACUAUGUGCAUUAUUGGCUUGUCGUUUGUUAAGACAGAGGAGGCAGUGCGGUUUAUUUAUCACAUAUACCCGUGCUUCCAACCCAUCGGCGAUGCUAAGUCACCUUACACUAGCACAUCACAUGUUAUUUCUGCUCGUCGUGACUGA